Elephantulus edwardii (Cape elephant shrew) is the source of this 453-nucleotide messenger RNA. RefSeq names its product heat shock 27kDa protein 3 (gene HSPB3). Gene Ontology annotation, cellular component: nuclear speck; cytoplasm. The coding region runs from base 1 to 453 and encodes 150 amino acids. Lineage: Eukaryota; Metazoa; Chordata; Mammalia; Macroscelidea; Macroscelididae. The record is from RefSeq and is a predicted model, not a curated record. The transcript has a single exon.
AUGGCAAAAAUCAUCCUGAGGCACCUCAUAGAGACACCAGUGCGUUACCAGGAGGAGUUUGAAGCUCGAGGCUUGGCUGACUGCAGGCUGGACCAUGCUCUGUAUGCUCUGCCAGGGCCUACCAUUGUGGAUCUGGGGAAAGCCAGGGCAGCCCAGGCCCCUCAAGUGGCCUCAGUGACUGAGGAGUCACAGCAAGAAGGUAAAGUCCGCUUUCAGAUCCUGCUGGAUGUGGUCCAGUUCCUCCCCGAAGAUAUUAUCAUUCAGACCUUUGAAGGCUGGCUACUGAUUAAAGCUCAACAUGGAACCCGAAUGGACGAGCAUGGCUUUAUUUCAAGAAGCUUUACUCGCCAGUAUAAGUUGCCAGAUGGUAUUGAAACCAAAGAUUUGUCUGCAAUUCUCUGCCAUGAUGGCAUUUUGGUGGUGGAAGUGAAGGAUCCAGUUGGAACUGAGUGA